Messenger RNA from Elaeis guineensis (African oil palm), 3426 nucleotides. RefSeq lists its product as uncharacterized. The record is from RefSeq and is a predicted model, not a curated record. Lineage: Eukaryota; Viridiplantae; Streptophyta; Magnoliopsida; Arecales; Arecaceae.
ACCAAGCUCAUUUCUCUGCACAUCAUCUCCUACUCGCACCUCCCCCUGCCUCCUUCCAAAUGCCUUCACCGCUCGCGGGUAACCAGUGAUAAAAAAACCCACUAAUCCCGCGUCACACCCCAUUACUAUUUCUUGGCGUACAUAAUGUGAUCCUCUCCAAGCUUUAGAUCUCUGUUCCCUUUUCCCGUUCUCCCUUCCUUUUUCUUUUAACCCGCCACCUCCUCUCUUUCUCUCUCUCUCCCCGCUUUUUCACGAGCAGUGGCUGAAAGAAGAAAAGAGAGAAGAAAAAGUUAGGGUUCCAUCAGAUUACGGUGGAUUAUUUUAGGGUUUUAUUUCCAGGGCUUCCGAGGAGGAAGAGGAUCGGAUUUUGUUGUCGGUGUCCAGCCGAGGCCUUUUCCCCAGAUCGCUUCCUCGUUCCUUGCCGCAUCCUUCGGCUCGGAUUUGGUAUUCUGGGGUUUUGAAGGAGGAUUUGGGCUGUUGUUUUGUAGAGGAAAGAUGUGGUCUUGUUCUUGGGAUUUUGGUGAGCUUUCUGCGAACUGCUGUAACUAAUUGGCAUAACUCAGGAAGGAGUUAUUCUUGUUGAAAAGAAGGAAAGAUCUGCUUCUAUCCUUUCGGGAAAAGCUGGUUUUUUGAUAAAUUUUGUAUUUUUCUGGUGGAGUUGAUUGCGUGUGGUGGAAAAAUGGAUUUUUUUGGGAUCCUUCUACGUUCCCAUUCAGUUGUGACGUUGUUUGAUGCCGGUGUUUUGUAGUUGAAGGCGUCGGAAGCAUCAAAAACUUUGUUUCGAAAUAGUUCACGGGAGUAUGAUUGUGUGAGGUAUUUGAGAAUUCUCGUGAUGGUAAUAUAGGGAUUUCUAAUGGGGGAUAUAGGGCUGUUUAAGCAAGGAUGGAGAUGGUUUCAGUGUCAGAAGCAGGCUUUUGGGGGCACCCAGGUUGCAGCGAGCUGCACCAGGGACAAGCUUGUGUUUCUGAUCGACCGUCACUGGCCGAUGGUUUACAGCUGGUCCGUAAACGUGGGGAAGUUCCUUUUGAUGCUGCUGGUCUAUUGGAAAGAUAGUGUCGUCAGAGGCUUUUGGUCGUUGUUCAGUUUGGGUUCGGCAGCGCUAUUUGUCAUAAUGUGGAGCUGUUUUCUUAGCUUGUCUUCGACAUCUUGUGUUGUUUAUGUCCUUCUAAGUCUGCCAAUUUCAGCAAAGAUAGGGGAUAUAUGGUCCCAAAUGCUACCACCUUUUCUUCAAUUCCCAAAUCCCAUAGCCUUCCUUCCCCUAGCUCUUCACCUAAAGGGAGCUGCUGGGGCAGCUAUUCGCUGUUUAGGCCAUACCCCUGGACUUUUUAUUGUUGGACUGUUUGGAAUUUUGUUUAUGUGGAUAUAUGGCAACUUUUGGAUUACAGGACUUCUAUUUAUAGCUGGAGGCUAUAUGUUUUCCCUGAAUCAUGCACGCUUUCUGAUACUCAUGUCAACUGCAUAUGCUGUUUAUUGUGUCAAUGCUCGUGUUGGCUGGGUUGGAGUUUUUCUGUCACUAAGUCUUUCUUUCCUUUCAAAUGACCUCUUGAAUAAGUUGCUUCAAGGAUAUGAUGAUACCAAUGAAGGCUCACGCUUCGAAGAGCAGAAGAGUUCAGAAUCUGUUGUGGAAGACUUCACUGCUGAUGCUGAAUAUGCUCCUCCAACUAAUGAAGCUGAAAAUGUAGCAUCCGUUAAAUCAUCAUAUACAACAUCCAGUGUGCCUACAGUUUUAAAUACUCAGAAAGAAGCUUCUACUAGCAAGGUCAUCAAAGCUGAUUCAAUGUCAUUGGAUGAGAUGAAAAGAAUAAUGAAUAGCGCAAACCAUUAUGAAGCUCUAGGCUUUCCUCGGAACAAGAGUGUCGAUCCUAAAAUAUUGAAGAAGGAAUACCACAAGAAGGUCUUGCUUGUCCAUCCCGAUAAAAAUAUGGGAAACUCGUUAGCUUGUGAAUCAUUCAAAAAGCUUCAAUGCGCGUAUGAGGUUCUUUCAGACUUGACAAAGAAGAAAAGUUAUGAUGAAGAAUUGAGGAAGGAAGAAUCUGGGAGAGUGGGUCAGAAAUCUCGUGGUGCCUCUCAACAGGAUGGGGUAGAAUAUCGCUCUGAAGAAUCCAGGCGUAUAGAGUGCACCAAGUGCGGCAAUUUUCAUAUAUGGAUAUGCACCAAAAGAAGUAAAGCCAGGGCAAGAUGGUGCCAGGAUUGCUCCCAGUACCAUCAAGCUAAAGAUGGAGAUGGAUGGGUAGAAAUUGGGUGCUCUUCACUCUCUUCAACACCUAAGAAGGUGGAAAUACCACGAGCUUUCGUAUGUGCCGAGAGCAAAAUAUUUGAUGUGUCUGAGUGGGCCAUUUGUCAGGGAAUGAUAUGCAAGCCUAAUACUCACCGACCAAGCUUUCAUGUAAAUAUGGUUGGUUUGGAUAAGCCAGGGCAGAGAUCAAACUCCUCCAGAUAUAAAUGGGGUUUGGAUGCUGAGAUGAUUGCAGAGGAUGAUGAAUUUGAGCUAUGGCUUCAGCAGGCCUUGGCAUCUGGUGUCUUUUCUGAGACUCCCAAACGUAGAAAAAGCUGGAGCCCGUUCAAGAUACAUCAGAAAGGUUUGAAACAAUGGCGGAGAUCUCCAUGAAUGCAAAUUAAGACUUAAAAAACUGGGUCAUAUCUUCAUUGGAGAAGAUAUAUAUCUGACCUUAAAAGAAAUGAAGAAAAACUUGACACCAAAAGGAACCAUGUGCCUGUAAAUAGAUCAAAGCAUCACUUCCGGACGUGUAGCUCUGUUCAUUUGGGAGGGGGGAAAGGAAAAAUAGGUGCUAGCAGUCUAACAGCUCUGAGAUCAUGAGCUUUUAUUCAGAGGAGCCAUUUUAUGCCCUCAUCAUAGAGUAGUGAAGGAAUAGUGAUGACUGGUGCUUUUAUGUAUCCAUUCCAACAUUUUUAUGUUUCGCACUGCAUUCCGGCUUCUGCUUUAAUAGUUCUGAUCUCUCGUGUCUUUUGAGGACUGGAAACGUGGGAAUGGCUCUCUGAUGGAUCAGAAGAAAGGCAUGGGAAAGAUGCAUGGUUCGAAGAUGGACAUGCAGAAUAUGAUUUAUAGGGUGCAUGAAGUCUAUUUCCUCCUUUUUAGGUGAAAUAAGGAAAAAAAAAUCUAAAAAAGGGACAACGUGUACAUAGAUCAGAGGCAUGUUGUGGAGAUAAAAGUGUUUUCUAAAGAUGUUGUACACUAGAUGACCUGGUGAGCACAAUGUAAAUUUCAAGUCUGCCAGUGAAGGGCCUCUUGCAAGCUAGCAAAGAACUACUAGUGAUUGAAGAUCCAGGUUUUUCUCCUCACCUGUUCAUAUUUUCUUAGAAUUUGCAUUAUGACAUCUCUUUCUAAACAAUGAUCUUUGUAUGUUUAACAUUGCAAGAACGAAGAAUAAUUAUUUUCUAUAUGAGGCGAAGCUUCUUUGCAUUUUU